AUGGCGUCCUCCCCCUACAUCUGCUUCAAUUGCAGACUGUCGCCCCGCAGUCCACUUGCGCGGCUGCCUGUGCGGCGACCGUUCUCCGCAUCUCACCGAACCCAGCAGAUUCUGCGACCCGCAACAGCCCCAAAGCCCACGCCGGAUGUCAAACACAUCCGCCAGAAUGCCGACCUCUAUGCGAAGAAUUGCGUAGAGCGGAAUUACCCCAGCCAUUCCAAAUAUCCUGCGAGGAUCCAGAUCUUGUCCGACGAAGCGAAACAACUCGAUCAGGAUUUGAAGACGCCGCGCUCCCGCAUCAAACAGCUCGAAAAGACAAUUGCGAAAUUGUCAAUUGCCGCGCGACAGGGUGCCAACAAAGAAGGGGGGAUUGGUGAGGAGGGAAACAAUGUCGAAGAGGAACUAUCCUCUCUCAAAUCCGAGGCACAGCGGUUAAAGGACGAGUCACAGGCCAUGACGGUCCGCAAAUCAACAUGCGCCGACGAAAUCAACCGGCUAGCUCUAUCCCUCCCGAACCUCUCCUCCGCCGAAACACCCAUUGGAGACGACCCUCGUCUCGUUGGAUAUAUAAACCUCGACCCGCAAGACCCUCCCGCCUGGACGCGUCAGACUUCCGCAGAACUCACUGCCCGAUCGCAUGUUGCCAUCGGCACCGAGCUGAGCCUUAUUGAUUUUGCCAGCUCGGCAACAACAACGGGAUGGGGAUGGUACUUCCUCGUCAACGAAGGCGCAAUGCUGGAACAAGCACUAGUGCAGUACGCGCUGAGAGUGGCGCGUCGGCGCGGAUGGAAAACGGUGGCACCGCCAUCGAUCGUCUACUCGUAUAUUGCAGAGGCAUGCGGAUUUCAGCCACGCGAUCAGCACAACGAGCAGCAGAUUUGGUCAAUCGAACAACCUGAGCGUGAUCGGGACACUAAGCCGCAGCGCUCUCUCACGGGCACCGCGGAGAUUCCCCUUGCGGCAAUGUAUGCCGGUCGUGAUAUGGACGCGGCGGAUCUACCUCUCAAGCUGGUGGGUGCUAGUCGGUGUUACCGUGCGGAGGCCGGAUCUCGGGGUGUCGACACAAAGGGUCUCUAUCGGGUCCAUGAGUUCACCAAGGUGGAACUGUUCGGGUGGGCAGACAAUGUCAGCGCGGUGGAACAGCCUAUCUCUGUGAAGGCGACCUCCGACGGUCUCUUCGACGAAUUGCUGGAUAUCCAGACCGAGAUCUUGACGUCCCUACACCUCCCAUGUCGUGUACUGGAAAUGCCAACCACCGACCUCGGAGCCAGCGCAAGUCGCAAGCGUGAUAUUGAGGCCCUCUUUCCUUCUCGCUUCCGCCCGACCACGCAGGUCCCUGGCACCGACUCGGCAAUGACAUGGCUGGAGUCUGCUUGGGGCGAGGUGACCUCUGCCUCGAUAUGCACUGACUAUCAGAGCCGACGCCUGGCUACUCGUGUUCGCGGCGGUGCGGUGAAGGACUCCCGAUUUCCGCACACUGUUAAUGGAACUGCUAUGGCUGUCCCACGCGUGCUGGCUGCCAUCUUGGAGAACAACUGGGAUCCGGAACGUGGCGUGGUUGUAAUACCGGAGGUCUUGCGUCCUUGGAUGGAUGGCAUGGAGACCAUUGGUCGAGGCUAA
Messenger RNA from Penicillium argentinense, 1620 nucleotides. Its product is annotated as putative serine--tRNA ligase DIA4. The transcript has a single exon. NCBI's taxonomy places the organism in Eukaryota, Fungi, Ascomycota, Eurotiomycetes, Eurotiales, Aspergillaceae. Gene Ontology annotation, molecular function: tRNA binding; serine-tRNA ligase activity; ATP binding. Gene Ontology annotation, cellular component: mitochondrion. Gene Ontology annotation, biological process: mitochondrial seryl-tRNA aminoacylation. The record is from RefSeq and is a predicted model, not a curated record. Bases 1 to 1620 code for a protein of 539 amino acids.